AUGUUAAGCAAAGGAAUGGCAAAGAGUUACACAUUUAAAGUCCUAGUAAUUGGGGAGUCCUCUGUUGGAAAGACGGCUAUGAUGGAAAGGUUUUGUGAGAAUCAGUUUAAAGGUGAUUACAUGUCGACCAUUGGUAUGGACUUCAACACAAAAACAGUCACGGUGAAUGGUACGACGUGUAAAUUAAAGAUAUGGGACACGGCUGGACAGGAGCGGUUUAGAAAUGUCACAACGAGUUACUACAGAGGGACACAGGGAUGUCUUGUUGUCUACGACGUGUGCAACCGUGGAACAUUUGAGAUGUUGGAUUACUGGAUAGAUGAAUAUAAACGCGAACAACCGGAGUCUGAAAUCAUCAUUGUCGGCAAUAAAACAGAUAACAUCAACGAGAGAACAGUCACAGACCAACAAGCAGAACAAUUCUCGAAACCAAAGGGUUAUAAGUCGAUGACAUGUUCCGCACUGAACGGCAAUAAUGUGAAAGAGGUCUUCGAAGCACUCACUACUCUUAUAUUACAAAACAAGACACUUAUGGAUAAUUUGCCAGACUCCACCGACGAUGGCGUCGGCGUCAACCCAGAAGGUGACAAGAAAAAGUGUUGUUAA
Molecule: messenger RNA, 606 nt
Organism: Entamoeba invadens IP1
Lineage: Eukaryota; Evosea; Mastigamoebida; Endamoebidae
Exons: 3
Coding region: 1-606 (201 amino acids)
Molecular function (GO): GTPase activity; GTP binding
Source: RefSeq, a predicted model, not a curated record